This is a messenger RNA of Scophthalmus maximus (turbot), 7975 nucleotides long. Its product is annotated as cilia- and flagella-associated protein 54-like. The transcript has 56 exons. Gene Ontology annotation, molecular function: protein binding. Gene Ontology annotation, biological process: cilium assembly. The coding region runs from base 219 to 7769 and encodes 2516 amino acids. Lineage: Eukaryota; Metazoa; Chordata; Actinopteri; Pleuronectiformes; Scophthalmidae. The record is from RefSeq and is a predicted model, not a curated record.
UGAACGAAAAAAAAAACGAACAUUAAAAAAAUAAUAAUUUCAACUCGCACCACAUCAAAGUGGCGGUCACGUAUGAAGCUGCACUUUGAUGUUGCGUCACUCGUUUCCGGUCCGUCGGAGGCCGCGGUGCAGCCGGUGACCCGCCGGUUUGUUGUUGGAAACAGUAACUAGCAGAUAGUAAGGGAGCUGGUUAACAUUCCACCGUCGUGGCGGCAGAAAUGGACUUACCGGCUUCUUAUUACGGGAAACUCGAUAAAAGAAACCCGGUUAUUUCGGCGUUUGACCGGGACAUCAAGUCGUUCAUGACACUGAUGAGACGAGUGGUUUCUUCGGACAGCCAAGACAACAACGGCUCUUAUGCUAAAGGGAUCAGAACUCUGGUGGAGAUAUGGGGAAAGUACAAACAUCGACUGCCCUCACUGUUGUACCAGGAGCGAAUGUUGCAGGUUGCAGAUUUUCUUUUUGGAAUAAAGUUGCACCAACUGGCUCUUUGGCAGGGCUACAGUCACCUUCUGCCUCAGGUCAACCCACUGAAAAUAACUGACAUUGCGAGUGUGGACCACUUCAUGGCCUGCUUCUUCCCUGAGGGUUUUGAUACAGACCAAGAUGUCUUUGCCAUGAAGGUCCGUGCAAUGCAAGGCUGUGCCCUUUGUAUAUUUGAGCUGGAGAAAAGCCACAGUGUCCUCAGGCAGGACGGACUCAGUCAAGUACUGCGUGUGCUGAACUUUAUCAGGAUCAUGAUGCAGGCAUUCCAGCAACAUGAGCACCUCUGCUGGCAAAUAUAUAAUGGUUCAUUACAUAUCUACACCAUCUGCCGUUAUCUGAUUACCAUGGAUUGUAGUGCACAGGCACUUGAAUACCUUCUGUGGGCAAGCAUCAGUUUAGAGCUUUGCAUCCCUCUGAUGACAGCUGAGUAUCUGCCAUGGAUUGUCACACUCUACUGUGCUGUGUGCCACUGUUACUAUGACAACCAGGCUGCAGUGCAGGCGGAGGCAUUUGCCAGGAGAGCCCUCGGAAGAAUCAAUGAGCAAGCAAAGUUGGAAGAGCAGAGUAAAGUUCCUGCGACUAGAGAGACUCAGAGAGCUUAUAAAGAAGCCUCGAUCAAGCUGGGCGCCAUGGUGUUCAAACGAGCAGUGUAUGAGGCCAGGAGGAAACAAAAACCCAUACUCAAACUGAAAAGCAAAAGCGCCCGUAAAGUGCCAUGGCCCCGUACAACAACAGGGCGCAUGCUGCUGGCCCUGUUUGACAGCAGCGCGGCGCAGUUUUUGGGCAUCUUAGAAGCACUUUGGGACAGCACCACACCCCCGCUGCAAACUAGGAUGCCAGAUGAACCAGAGCAGCAGGAGGUGAUCCUGGAUCUCGUGUCUGCUGGCAUCAGUAUCUUAUCUGGAGUCGCAAACACUAGUGAGCAAAAGGGUGACGACCCACCAUGCAUCUGUCUGAGUGCAGCGACGCCAGCAUCCACUCUGAUGGAUUUAGCCAUUUCAGGAGAAAACAAAGUAUCCAUCAUGUCUGCGGUGAGGUUUAUUAAGCUGUUAUAUCAGUACAAGCAGUCAGGUGCAUUCACUGUACUCUCCAGAGAGAUGCUGCCGGUUUUGUCUGGUUUGGAAGGUCUGUCGUUCAGGAAGGCAGAGAUUGAGCUCGCUUUACUUGGUGGCUUCCACAAUCUGCUGACGUCCCAGAGGAGCCGUCUAAAAGACAACAACAUGAUUGAAGACAGACACAGGUCCUCAUUGUCAAUGAGCGAUGAAUUCAUUUGCCUGGUGGACACACUGCACAAGUCUGUUUGUGGCUCGUCUUCUGAGGUGCAGCCAGAUGUGGACCUGGUAUUGGAUGUUGUGUUAUAUCUCUGGGGUAAAGUGCAGGUGGUGAUGCAGAGGGCCAAUAUGCAAAACCCAGAGUUUAAACACAAGUACGACAAGUGGCUGUGGUGUCUGUCUAGACUGUGUGAGGUAGCCUCUGCAUAUGGCCUGGAAACUGUGGACUGCAUGAUGAUGACAGAGAUGAUCCACACAUUGGUCAUUUUGCUAGAGAGUGCUGCUGAACGCAGACAGGAAACGCAACAUGCAGCAGCUCCUGGAGCAGACGGUGAUGGCGUGAUGGUGCGCUCUUUAUUUCUUCUUGAGAGUUCGAGUACAGAGUUGCUUCAGAUGGUGUGUGAGGUGGUGAAGAGAGGUCUUACUGCCCUGGGAAAGGGCGUAGCUACAUUGCCUCCAGGUCGCUCAGCAGUCAUGGACUCUGCCUUCAUGCAGAAAUUGUGUCCCCUCCCUCCGUCGACUCCCUCCCGAUCUUCUGUGACAUCAUUGGAAGAGGGAAAUGAGGAUGAUGAAAUCUGUAAGAAGGAAAAAGAAGAAGUGGAAACUGAGGCAGAAUCAGAUAUUAAAGCCUCUCAAAACUCAACACGUGUGCCCCUGCUGGCCAUAGACCGUCAUCUAGAGCUGGACAUCAUUCACCACAGGGCUUCCCUCAAGUUACUGCACCUGAAUGCAGUUGCAGAGUCUGAGCUGUUGGGUCGGAUCAAGAAGAACAAAGUGUCCAAAGCUCUUUUCCUGAUCCAGAAGGCCUUGUUGGUGUACAACAGCAUGGAAACAAAUAAGAGCAGCAAAACCAAGAGUCUGCUAGAGGAGGCUUCCUCCCUGAUAGAGAAAGCGGAAGUAGAGGAGAGAAGACUUUAUAUCUCCACCAUCUCUACUUCAUCUGAAAAUAAAUACAAAGGAAGGAAAGAGGUGGAAGAAAACCCUCCACCUCCACCCAUCCUUCUGUCACGCACUAACCACUCCUUAACCUUUACCCCAGCGCCUUAUAAUUUGGAGGGACAAGUGUGCUGGUACCAGCUCUGCAGCCGUGCAGCUGAGGGCAUUAACCGGAAAGUCCGCCUUGGAGACUGCGGCCUGCCAGGAACUGGAGAUAUGGUACCAGCAGUAUCUGGUAAGUGCCUGCUGAGGGUGGAGGGGCUGGUGCCCAAUGAGAAAUAUGUGUUUGCUGUUGCUGCCUACAACAGCCAGGGCAAGCUACUGGGCAACGCCAUUGGGCAGACAACAUUCCCACUGCUGGCAUCUAUGCCUGUACCACUGCUUUCCACGUGGGCUCACUUGGUUCAGGUGGCAUUUCAAACAGAGCAGUAUACCUUAGCAAAAAGAGCCUGCAAGGAACUGUGGAGCCACUUUACCUCCCCCGACCCUGGGUCCCACUGUACGCAGGAUAGCCUUGUCACCACAAGGCUGCACAAACAGACCCUACAAGUCUCUUCUCCUCACCUGUGUCAGUCGUUCCUGAUUUCAAUCUUCAUUGAGACAGAGAUCAAUAUUCAGCAGGGAUCUCUCUACUGUGACUCGUUCAGUGACACUGGACCGUUCAUCUGGGAACAGGAAGCCAGACUGGCAGAGUGUGAGCGCAUGCUGGUGGCGAUGGACUUGGCAAUGUGUUUGAAUGACGGUCUUGCUGCCCUGCAAGCUGUAGUAAACUGCUAUGGCCUUUUGGCACCUCUCAUCUUCCAUCAGAUCAUUUGCCACCCUGUGGUACAAGUGCUGAAAAAAUGCUUGAUCGUUUUGGAGGAGAAUUCAGAUCUUCUCAAACAAAAAUGGGCUGGAAACAUCUUAGACUCACUAAUGCACAUGAUAGCCUGCAUUACCUACUAUCUUUCAAAGACAUUGCGUGUGCUCAGGGAGCAUCAGAUGGCUUUCCUACUGAUGGAGUGUGGUCGCAGGCUACUACAGGAGGUUUAUGAUGCCCGGGUGCAGAUCAGGAGAAUCUCCAAUGAAGCUUCCAAGGUAGUCGAUCAUGCUGCAAUCAAGAGUGAAAUGAGGAUAAGCCUUCAGUUAAAGGCGCUGCAUGCGAAAAACAAGAAAAGAAUCGGAUCUGGAGCUGCUCUCACCACAGACAAUGAGAUUGCACACCCACUGACUAGCUGUGAGGAUCCCACCAUAUUGUAUGAUGUGAUCUCCAGUAGCACAUUAACGGAUGCCUAUGACCAUGUGAUGAAGCUCGGAUGCAAGGCAUAUUUCACUGAGUACGCAGCACUGCUACUCCAGAGAACCGUGGAAGAAGGUCACCCAGACCUCGUAUUGGAGUGGGGACAAAGCAUAUUUGAAUUCCUUUCCAGGCGCGACGAAGAGAUGUCCACAAAAUGUUUGGAGGGAAACGAUCACAUUAAAAGAACUCCAAGAGCUCCGAAAGGAAAUGAACCAACCCAGAUCACACCAGAUGAUACAAGAAAAAUAAAGCAGAAAAUGCAUCACAGCACGCUUCGGCGAGGGAGAACUAACAGGGAGAAGCGGGCUGUGGAGAACCUACUAACCACAAUGGCGUCUGCGGUGCAACGCAACAAGAGGCUGCUUAAGCUGAGGAGCCUGUGCUGUGAGGAGCGAGUGUGGAAAUCACAUCUCAACUACAGCAUGGCUCAGGCACAUAUGGUUCUGUUUCAUAAGGAGCUAGACCAGCUGCAUGGAGGAGGCCUGCAGCACAGGUACAGCCAGUUAAAUCUCUCGUAUUUCUCUCUGGCCUACUCUGGUGUCCUGGUGGCAAGAAACUCACAGCAGUCUUCUCAAAGUGAGGUGGUCUCAAAGAGAGACUCCCCCCACUCUGGUCUUGUUGUCCAAGUGACUUCACACAAAGACAGGCAGAAGAAGGAGGCAGUCAGUGACGAUGACUCAGAUAUCACAGAUGAGAGUUCUGAGGAGGAAGAGGAAAAGGACGCCUCUAAAUCUGUGGAUCAGCAGACUGAGAUGAGUGGACAACCUAUUUCCAUCCUGCUGGACUCGCUUAACAAAGCUGCUUUACAUCUCCGAAGGGCCAUGGUGUUGGCCCAUCGUGGCAGCCAUUGGACCACUCUAUGGUGCAUGUGUCAGACUGUGUGGGACCAAAGCUGCAAAAUUGCUUCCUUCGCUCAAACAGAUGUUCACCUUGAACCUGACUCCCCCUUGACAGCAGAACAGCUGCACACCACCUUCACCCGGCUGCUGUCGCUGGCUUCUGACCUAAUCAUGGACAUGGUGAACAAGUUAGGGCUGUGGAGUUUAUAUGACAGUGACUUGACUGAGGGAGAACUCGAGUCCAGUCUUCAUUUCUCAGCCCCGUUGGAUGAAAGCACCCAUAUGGACCUGCGUUGGGUCCGCAUCUUGGUGUUGGACACUCUGGAGCGGCUCCAUGAUAGUGGCAAAUGGGAAACCCUGGCCCACUUUGCCUUACUUUUCAACUCAUACACACGGGAACGUUACGCCUCCAUUAUAACUCCUUUACUCGUCCAUGCUCAGAGGAGGCUUCUUGAAAGGAUCAGUUGUUUUGGAGGCCCUGUGGUUCCACAACCACACCAUGUCAAAACACAGAGAGUCACUGGCAAGGAGGUGACUUGCAGGAGCUAUGCAGGCUGCCAGUUGCUCAAUGGGUGGACCCCUCACAAGGCACGGCAACUGCCCAUUCAGAAAAAAGCAUCGCUCCCAAACUCCCCUCCUCCAGAUGCAGCUGAGCUUAAAGGUGCAAAAGUACACUCCAUGUCCCUGGUGUGUGUUCCUCUCGAUGUAGAAGACACACUGAGCUGUUACCAACGAGCUCUUGAGAGAAAACCUCAUUGUCUUCAGGUCUUCCAGCACAGUCGCUCAUUGCUGACGCUGCUUCUGGCACAUACGCAGCCCCGCUUUACAGCACAGUUGCACAACUGUCAUUCUGAAAGCCUGGUAGAUUUCAGUCCUAUAGUUAUGUCCAGUCCAAACAUCCAACCCUGCGACCUGAGAGAGGAUAACUUCAGAACACCAAAUGCUCUCUACAGCCGCCCUAUCAGUGCUGACCACAUGCCGACUGUCACUGCUGCAUACUCCACCUCCAUUAAGUAUCUCCAGGCCAACAGUCACGACUCCCUCAGAGUUCAGGCACUGCAUGAAAUGGGAAACCUACAUUUCUACAACGGAAACAUACGGGCAGCACACUCAUCCUGGAGCAAAGCUGUAGAUUGUGCCUUAGGGUGCUCAGGCAUAGUAGAAAAAUGGGAUGGCGUGACGUUUGGAAGUGGCUCCCUGCAACAAACCCUGAAACAGGCUGGCAUUUGGGGAUGUCUACAGGCUGCUGGGCUCACUGCUAAGAUUGCACAGCAUAUCUUGACUUCUGAUAUCAGCCAGCGAACCAAGUGCUGUCUUCUUUCUGCUCACCUCUUCAAGUGUGCACUCUGCUGCUCUCUGGCUCAACCCCAGGCUGACCUCCUGUACGCCUCCCACAGCAUCGGAGACGAACUGCUCCCAGGAGUCGACCUUUUCUCGGAACCUCACCGGGUUCACCUCGGUACCACCGUAACCAGCCUUAACUUCAUCUGCCACUGGCUUUUCACCACAGGCUACUGCCUCACGCUAUUGCCCAUACUGGCACUUUACCUACAUUUCGUGGGGACUGUUUGCAGAGAUGUGCAACGUUGGGUUGAGGGAAAAAUACUGAAGAUCCGUGCCCUUACUGAACUGUACCUGUUCACUGAAGCUGCAAAGGAGGCAGUGCAGCUCACACAAGGAAUAGGCAUCAUUCUGCCUAAUGGACACUACAUUGCCACAGACGAUCACCAACCUGAGAAGACAUUCUGUAGCAACAAGUCUCUCCUGGACAAUGUUGUGUCUUUGGAAGAACUUGUGAACUGUGACAUUGCUCCGGCGGUCCAAACAUUGUAUGGAUCCACAUUGUGCCUCCGAUUCAACCUGGCUCGAGUUCAACUAGUCCUGGCGCUCAGCAACACUGUACAAGGCCCUUCUGUGCCAGAUUCUGUUGAUGGAGUAGGUUGUGCCAGCAUAACAAUGAGUCCAGUGAACUCAAAACACUAUCAACAUGAUGAUGAACUGGACAGCGAGAGCGCCGGUCUAAAGACAGAAAGGCCAAAGUUGUUGGAUCUUCAUACAGAGAAAAAUCUCACUCCAGAAAGAAUUAAGAUCCUUUUGUUAGAAGGAGUAUCCUCCUUGUUGCAUUCCAUAUCACAGCCGCUCACAUCUCAGUGCUUUAGUGAAAUAGAAAACCUGGAACUGGAAAUAGAGUCCAAUCUCCUCAAGGCGGACCUCUACUUGCAGCAAGGACAUGUUGCAUUAAGUUCUGAGAUGGCAGUUUCAUCCCUGGUGCUGAUGCAGACGUCAACUUUAAUCAUAGGAUCCAUAUCUGACCAUCAGAAACCUGUGUCUGAGCUCCCACAUCCCAUGACAGGAAGUGACCAGGGUACUAAAGAUUGCAGUUUGUUGAAUCCCCUGCAUGGAGACUGUCCGAGGACAGUUGAGGCUAGUGAGAGAAUUGGAGUUUCUCUGUGGCUGCGUUGCCGCCUGGCUCUGGUCCGCAGCCUGGCUGCACACAUCUGUGGCACCGCUGCUGUUUUUCCAGGAAGGAACUUGAAUGAAGAGGCAGCUUGGGUGUUACAGGAGGGUCGUAAUGAAUGUGCUCAAUGGGGAGAGCUUGAUAUGCAAGCCCUUUUCAUGGUCGAAGCUGCGGAGUUGGAGGCCCAGAGAGGCAACACCGAUGACAGCAUGGCAAUGCUGCAGGAGGCAAUGGAUCUGCUCUCAGGACGGACAUUCAUACCACUGAGGUCCAGUGUGACUCUGGCUCGGGCCACCCUGCUGUUCAGCGACCUGAGACAAGAACAGAGCCCUACACUUCUUAGACUGACACAAAAAAUACUGCAAAAGCAGCUAUGUGUUUUUGGAGAGAAUGUGGUGUUGGAUGAUGGAACGGUGUGUUUCUCUCCUCCCGGACUCCGAAACAUCUACCUUCCCUACCUCAGUAUACUGGAACAGACCACUUUACGAAUCAGUCAAUAAAUAAAGAACAUCAUUUUUCAUACUUUUUGGCGAAAAAAGCCCAGAGAGAACAUCUAUGGUGUCCAGCUAUUAAUUGUUUUUAUUAUUAAUAAAUAUAAUUGAUUCAAGUAAUUGAUUCACCGUAUGUCAAAGGCGAUGACUUCAAAUUGCUUGUUUUUUUCCUAAAAAACAGUCGAGAAAUCCAUUAAACUGUCAUUGUAAACCAA